Populus nigra (black poplar) is the source of this 1233-nucleotide messenger RNA. Its product is annotated as protein S40-4-like. The record is from RefSeq and is a predicted model, not a curated record. The transcript has a single exon. NCBI's taxonomy places the organism in Eukaryota, Viridiplantae, Streptophyta, Magnoliopsida, Malpighiales, Salicaceae. Bases 165 to 746 code for a protein of 193 amino acids.
GUUAAAUCCCAAAAAAACAAAGAAAAAGAAUCCUCUCUUUACCUCAUUUAUUUAUAUUGAGUGAAGAAACCUUCCUUUUAUUUUUGCUCAAGACCUCUCUUCCUCGUCUGUUUUGAUUUCUAAAAUACUGACUUUGAUUCCAUUUCUUGUCGUUUUUAGUAGUUAUGGCAGAUUGGUGUGGUGUCUUGGGUAAGGGAAGUAUUACUGUUGGUGGCUAUGGAAGGAGAUCAAUGAGAGAUGAAGAUUUUGAAGAAGAAGAUGUUUGGUCAGUCGUGAAGGAGAUGGGAGAUUCAAGUUCUAACUCCAAGUACCCUUCUUCAGGUCCUUCCUUUUCUUCUGCAUGGCAUCUACCUAGUGCGGCUCCAAGAAUGAUCCCAGCAACAAAGACAACAGCUACAAACCAUGGAGGCAAAGCAGCUCAACAGCAGUCAUCAGCUCCUGUGAACAUCCCUGAUUGGUCAAAAAUUUAUGGGAAAGAUUCAAGGGAUAUUAUGGCUUCAUGGGUUGAUGACCAUAAUGGUAUUGCUUAUGGUGAUGGAGAUGAUCAUGUCAAUGGUGAUGUUGAUGAUUGUGAUGAAGAUGGUGAUGAUGGCAUAGUGCCUCCACACGAGUGGUUAGCUAGGAAGCUUGCAAGGAGUCAAAUCUCUUCGUUCUCUGUGUGUGAAGGGAUUGGAAGGACACUCAAAGGGAGAGAUCUUAGUAAAGUAAGAAAUGCUAUUUUGACAAAAACCGGUUUUCUAGAGUAAAAAAGUGUUCUUAAAACCACUCUUCAAAACCAAGUUUACUGUCAUCUCCUCCCUCUAAUCAUCAUAAUAAUCUAGUUCAUCACCACCAUCAAAUCAUCAUCAUCAUCAUCAAUUUUGUCAUCUUGUAAAAUAGGGUCCCAUGUUCCCAUGAAGUACUCUUUCUUUAGCUGCUGCUUAUAUUAACUAUCAAAUCCAAUAUGGUGUAUGUUAUGUACCAGGGAGGGAGUAGAAAGUAGAAGUCAGAGCUGCCCUUUUUGUUGUGUGGUCUCUAGGAAGAGAGGAAAAUUGAAAAGUAAAAAAAAAAAAACCUUUGGCAGCCUCUAAGAUUUUGCCUGGUAACUUGGUAGAAUUUUGUGUUUCGAGUAAUGCAGUGAGAUUUGAAAGAGGAUUAGUUUAAUCUUCUUACCUCUUUGCUUUUGGCUGCUAAUGCUUUACACCUGUUUCAUGCCUUCUCUUAUUACUUAAAAUCUUGCUCUUGUUUCCUUUA